Messenger RNA from Coffea arabica (coffee), 2040 nucleotides. RefSeq names its product protein NETWORKED 4A-like. The record is from RefSeq and is a predicted model, not a curated record. Gene Ontology annotation, molecular function: actin binding. Lineage: Eukaryota; Viridiplantae; Streptophyta; Magnoliopsida; Gentianales; Rubiaceae.
AUCUUUUUUUAGGAAUCCCAAGUCAUUGUCGUUGGCGGCGGUGUAAGGUGAAUUAUAUGUAUCCGCUGUCGGUCUCCUUCCUUUUUAGAUCUUCCAAAUUUGAACUCUCUCUCUCGACAAAUUCAAAAUCGUCAUCAAAUUUCAUCUGGUUUAGCUUCCAAGUUUCAAUAAGUGAAAUUUUCUUAGUAUUGGAGCUCAAUUUCAGUGGGAGUUCUCUCUUGAUUUGAUUUUUCAGCAAGAGAUCUUGGUUCUCAAGAGCACUAGUGAGGGAAGAUGGACAAAGUUGAAUCAAAGAGCUCAGAUUUGGUCUGGUGCAAUGGCGAAAUCCGUCCCUUCCAUCCUAAUUGCCUGGCGAAAAACGUAGAAGGGGUCGAUCAGAAAAUCAAACAAAUGGCUGAGAUAAUUGAACAGGUUGGAGAUCUUCCUGCUGAUAAACCCGAGAAUAAAUAUCAAAACCGCCUUCAGUUGAUUGCUCUUCUGGAGGAAAUUAGCCAGGGGCAUCAACUGCUGGCUCAACAGUAUGAUCACUUGCUUGAAAACCGUGUUGCUUCUCUAGCUCAUCAAGACUCAUCCAUGCUGACUCCCGAUCACAGGCUGGGAAAGCAGAAAACUGAACAGCAACCUGUUGCUUUUACUUACCCCCUCGGCUCUGGCAGCAGCAGCUCUAAUGCUUCAGGAAAGGAAGGUUCUCAAUUUUCCUCGCUAUCAUCAGAUUCUGAUUCUGAAUCUUCUAAUGCGUCUCCUAAGACAUGCUUCAGCUUGAAUUUGAGAAAUUCUGGACAAAUGCAGAAAGGAGAAUAUGUGGUGAAGGAGUCUGGGAAUUCAGAGUAUGGUUUGAUAAACGCGAGGGACACUGAUGAGUAUAAUAUGCUGCUUUCGACAAUCUCCAGAUACGAAGAAGAAUUGAGAGCUUCAAAUGGAAAACUUCUCUCUUCAGAAGAUGAAAUUAUGAGGUUGAAUAGUGAGCUUGAGAAUGCCUUGGUGACCACGGAUAAGUGGAAAGCCCAACUUGAGACAACUAAGAACGAGGUGAAAAUGAUGGAGGUUGAUCUUGAUGUAGAGAAAAGGAAGGCGUCAGAGCUUGAAAUGCAAGUUGCUAUGUUGGAAAGCAAGGUGUUUGACUCUAGUUCCCAGAUUGAGACACUAAUGGAAGAGUUGCAAUUAACGGGAAAAAAGUUAGGAAUUUCAGAGGCAGAGCUUUCUGAGUUGAAGCGUGCCCAAUACGAUAGAGAUAAUGAGAUAAGGAAAUUGACAGCUUCACUGCAGGAUGCCUUGAGAAAUGCCGAAAUGGAGAAAGCAUGGUUUCAGUCUCAUAAUUCUAGUUUAUUGGAAAAUCUGACACUUCUAGAGGCAAGACUUGCAGAACGUGAGAUGCAAAUCAAAACAUUGGAAAAUGAGAUCAGGAAAUGCGAAGGUUUGUAUGAAGCACAGGGGAUCAGAUGGCAAGGUGACAUUGAGGGAUUCAAAACGCAGCUGAAUGAGAAACUCGAAUUAGUGGAAUUUUUAAACAAAUCCCAAGAUGGGCUGAAACUGAAGUACGACAUGCUGAUGGCUGAGAAAGACGGGCUUAAUGCUAAGGUACAAGCACUUACUGCGGAGCUAUGUUCUCAAGAGAAUAAUAUUAGACAACUGGAGGGUCAUCUGCACAAAUUGCAAUCACAAAAUGGGGAGCUAAUUGCGGCUUCUGAAACUGCACUCAAAUUUAGGGAUGAACUUGGAUUGAAAGUGGAGAAUUUAGAGAAAGAAGUGGCAAGGCAGGCAGCCAUGAUCUCAGACAGAGCUGAGGAGAAAAGAGAGGCCAUACGGCAGCUAUGUUUCUCACUGGAGCAUUACAGAAGUGGGUAUCGGGAGCUCCGCCAGGCAUAUGUUGGGCAAAGGAGGCACGCAGUAAUUGCUUCUUUAUCUCGGUGAAUUCUAAGAGCAAUCUUAUGUUAAAGUUUACAGUUCUAUAUUUUCUUCUCUAUGUUUAAAUGCUUUGUUGAUGCACUAAUAUCGAUCCUUUAACUUCCAAAAAAAAAAAAAAAAAAGAGGCGUUUUCUU